Molecule: messenger RNA, 1014 nt
Organism: Haliotis rubra (blacklip abalone)
Lineage: Eukaryota; Metazoa; Mollusca; Gastropoda; Lepetellida; Haliotidae
Product: glutathionyl-hydroquinone reductase YqjG-like
Exons: 7
Coding region: 13-1014 (333 amino acids)
Cellular component (GO): cytoplasm
Molecular function (GO): glutathione transferase activity
Source: RefSeq, a predicted model, not a curated record
AUUACGGCACGAAUGCGGAGAUCGACGAUCAUCCUGCCGAUUGUUAAGAAGUUGUUGUGCUUGGAGAGGAAAUACACCUGUCAUAUUACGAAAAUGAGCUCUAGUGGGAAUGCUGCAAGUGACAGUAAGGUUACUGGCUCGAUGAAAUCGUCAACAAACGUGAAGGGAGAGUUUGUCAGGAAAGAAUCUGCUUUCAGGGAUGCUGUGACAGCUGAUGGAUCCAGUGGAUUUAAGGCGGAGUCCAACCGCUACCAUCUGUACGUGUCCCUGGCAUGUCCGUGGGCCCAUCGCACCCUAACAGUUCGUACACUGAAGGGUCUGGAAGAUGCCAUCUCUUAUACAGUCGUGGAUUGGCUAAUGGGAGAGGGCGGGUGGAAAUUCACUGAUGAGAGACCAGGAUGUACACUUGACACACUGAAUGGGGCCACCUACCUUAGAGAUAUCUACUUGAAGGCUGAUCCAGAAUACCAAGGAAGAAUCUCAGUACCUGUUCUGUGGGACAAACAAUCAAAGACAAUCGUCAACAAUGAGUCCAGUGAGAUUAUCAGAAUGUUCAACACAGAGUUCAAUGCAUUCUGUAAGACGCCUGAACAGCGGGAGCUGAACUUCUACCCAGCCGAACUGCAGGCAGCCAUUGAUGGCGUAAAUGAAUGGGUGUACCCCCAGAUCAACAAUGGCGUCUACCGCUGUGGGUUUGCCCAGAGCCAAGAGGCAUACGACAGCGCCAUCACAGGACUGUUCCAGGGACUUGACCACGCUGAAGAGAUUCUCAGCAAACAGCGCUACUUGACAGGGAGUCAGGUCACGGAGGCAGACAUCAGACUGUUCACAACCCUUGUCAGGUUUGACAAUGUCUACCACACGCAUUUCAAGUGUAACCGACGUCAGAUUAUGAACUACCCCAACCUGUGGGGAUACACCCGUGACAUGUAUCAGCUCCCUGGGGUGUCAGCCACUGUUGACAUGGAGCACAUCAUGAAGCACUACUACGUAAGUACACCUGUAUUCCCAUAG